Molecule: messenger RNA, 2776 nt
Organism: Solea senegalensis (Senegalese sole)
Lineage: Eukaryota; Metazoa; Chordata; Actinopteri; Pleuronectiformes; Soleidae
Product: katanin p80 WD40 repeat-containing subunit B1-like
Exons: 20
Coding region: 164-2266 (700 amino acids)
Biological process (GO): microtubule depolymerization; microtubule severing
Cellular component (GO): katanin complex
Molecular function (GO): microtubule binding
Source: RefSeq, a predicted model, not a curated record
UCUGUUGCUCCGUAGCUAAGUUACAGUAGAGGAGCAACCGGACUGUCAACAAGUCAUCCUCAACGGCCGAGACGGAUUAUAUGUGGUCAGUUUGACGUUUCACGUGAACGUCUCUGGGCACAUGUACCGACAGAGGUGGAUGUGAGUCUUCAGUGUGACCAGCAUGGCUGCUGCCAGAACCACCAAGAUAUCAUGGCGGCUGCAGGAGUUCGAGGCUCACUCCAGCAGUGUCUCCUGUUUGGCUCUGGGGAAAAGCUCCGGCCGCCUGCUUGCCACAGGAGGAGAGGACUGCAGGGUCAACAUCUGGGCUGUGAGCAAGGCCAACUGCAUCAUGAGUCUGACUGGUCACAAAAACCCAGUGGAAUGUGUCCAAUUCAACAUGUCAGAGGAGCAGGUCGUUGCUGGUUCACAGUCUGGAUCAAUACGAGUCUGGGACCUGGAGGCUGCCAAGAUUUUAAGGACUUUGAUGGGACAUAAAGCUAACAUAACUAGUCUGGGCUUCCAUCCAUUUGGAGAUUUCCUUGCCUCCAGCUCCAUGGACACAAACAUUAAGCUGUGGGACGUUCGGAGGAAAGGAUAUGUGUUCAGAUAUAAGGGUCACACUCAGGCGGUGAGGAGUCUGGCCUUUAGUCCAGAUGGGAAGUGGUUGGCUUCAGCCAGUGACGACUGCACCAUCAAGCUGUGGGAUCUGACCCUGGGGAAGACGAUCACAGAGUUCAGAUCUCACACCGCGGCCGUCAACAUCGUGCAGUUCCAUCCCAACGAGUACCUGCUGGCAUCAGGCAGCUCUGACGGCACCAUCAAACUUUGGGAUCUGGAGAAAUUUACCAUGAUCAGCUCGUUGGAGGGAGACAUGUCUCCAGUCAGGUGUGUAUCUUUCAGUCCAGAUGGUAGUUGUCUGUUCAGCGGAGCCACAGACUCUCUGCGUGUCUUUGGUUGGGAGCCUGACCGCUGCUUCGACAUGGUGUCAGUGGGUUGGGGCAAAGUCUCGGAUCUGGCAGUCUGUAACCAGCAGCUGAUCGGCGUGUCUCACCAGCUGUCCAGCGUGUCUUCAUAUGUUGUCGAUCUGAAGAGGGUGAAACAGAGCGGCAGCUUUGUGAUCCAGGGAAUCGUCCGGGACAAUGAGCCACUCACAGAGCCAAAGGACCCCAAAGGGGCCGCACUGCGAAAGAACUAUGAAAGGCCGACAACCACCUGUAGCUCACAGAGGGUGAAGCAGAGGGCAGACACCGAGAGGCCGAGCCCUGAAGGGGAGAGACGGAGCCCCAGUGAGGACGAGGCUGACGAGAAAGCGUCGUCAGCAGAGAUCCACAAUGCUGAAGACUUCAAGGAAAUCUUUCAGCCCAAAAACGCCAUCUCUCGGACGCCUCCUAAAAUGUCGGAGCCUUUCCCUGCUCCUCCAGAGGACGAAACCAUCUUGGCGACUGGCCGCCAGCCAAAGGACAUGGCUUCUCCAUUUCCUGACAAGAUGCAGGCUCCUCCAAUGGCGUCUUCUACUCCAGUCCAGAGGGUGGAGCCCACAGUGGUUUCUAGUCUCAAGCCUCAGCUCCCCUCAGCAGGUGGCCCAUCGUCCUCCCGACCCCCCAUCUCCUGUCCCCCUCAGCCUCAGCCUCCCAUCAUCACGGCAAAGUCUAAACCACAAUCAAAAAUCAUCCCGAGUACCAGGAAUGAACCCAUUGGACUGAACGUGGCUGAUUUCCUGCCUUUUUCACCGAACAACAGACGUGCAGCUUUGAACAAUGAGGAGGCUGUGUCUCAGAUCAAGAAAGGUCACGACACCAUGUGCGUGAUGCUGAGCAGCCGACACAAGAACCUGGAGACGGUGCGAGGCGUGUGGGUCAGAGAGGACGUGAAGAGUGCUCUGGACACUGCUGUCUCCAUGAAUGACCUCUCCAUUGUUGUGGACAUCCUCAACAUCAUCAACCUCCAACCGUCUCUGUGGAAACUGGACCUUUGUAUGACGGUUCUCCCUCAGAUCGGCAAACUGCUGCAGAGUAAAUACGAGAGCUACAUGCAGACCGGCUGCAUGUCUCUGAGGCUCAUCAUGAAACAUUUCUGGGUGCUGAUCUUCGACACACUGAAGGCCGCACCAUCUGUCGGAGUGGACAUCACACGAGAGGAGCGACACCAGAAGUGCAAAGCGUGCUACAAGCAGCUGAAGAACCUCGGUAACAUCACGAAGAUCAAGGCGGCACAGGUUGGUCGUCACGGCAGCACCUUCAAAGAGCUGCAGCUGCUCAUGGCCCCGCUCAACGAGGCACUCUGACGUCAAAACACAAACUAAACCUUCAGUAAACGGACUGGUUGAUCAUCACCUGGAGAUUAUAAACACCACCUGUGGCUCCGAUCAUGCUCACGUGGCAAGUACACACGUGUCAAACGGUGAUUUUAAAUAUGUUAGUCGCCUCAGAACAUUGUCAACCUGCCUCGCAGCCGGGUACAGACUGAAAUGACACUACGAGGAUUAGGAGUAAUGAAAUAAUUGACAGAUAAUGAACCAGAAGAAUGUCCCGUCACAUCAAGCUUGUCACACUCUCAUUCAAAGGGUUACAUGUUUACAUGUUCCAUGCCGAGGAGUGCCGAGCUUCUCAUUGGAGAAAUGUUCCACAGACCUGGGAUGGCGGCCUAACAGACACUGAUGAUGAUCCAAUAUUUUCACUUUUCUACUCCCAGUUUCCCCUUUCACACGCGUAGAUCCACUGUUUUAAAUGUACAGUUCCUGAUUGUUAUUUAAAUAAAGUUAUACAUUAAAGCAGAUGAUUAAUAUUAACAAAAA